Messenger RNA from Coregonus sp. 'balchen', 26973 nucleotides. The record is from the annotation of a GenBank genome assembly. NCBI's taxonomy places the organism in Eukaryota, Metazoa, Chordata, Actinopteri, Salmoniformes, Salmonidae.
CGGAACCAGCUGUGUGCUCUGCCAGCCUCCCUGUGUGGGUUGCCCCUACGAGUCCUCAAUGCCAGCAACAACAAGCUGGUGUGUAUACCUGAGGCCAUCGGGCAGCUCAGGAGCCUCAUGGAGCUGGUAAGAGAUUCUCUCUUUCUCGUGUGUGACAGUGUCAGUCUCAGCUCUUAGUUUCCUGUGUGAGUUCCUAGCCAGGCCUUAUGUAACUGUUCUGUUCUCCACUGAGGGGUGAAAUGAAUGGAACCAGCCCUCAUGGAGCUAGAGCAGGGAAGGAGAGGAGCGGGGACGAGGGGAGACAUUGUCUGACUCCAUGUGAGGAUACAUGGUAGAACAGUGGGAUAGGGAGCAUUAAUAUGGAUGUGUUAUGAGCCAUACAAAUCCCUAGUUCUUACCUUAGCUCUUGUACACAAGGGGCGACUAACCAUCCUCCUGGAGAGUUACUGGGUGAACAGACCAGCCAUUCUCUAACACACCUGAUUCUCUUAUCUGCAGCUCAUCAGGACCUUGAUUAGAUGAAUCAGAUGUGUUUGAGUAGGGCUGGAACAAAAUCCUGCACACCCAUCAGUAAAGUGUUAGUUGUGUGUGUGAGUUAACUCAGUGUGUUGUGCCCCCUACAGGAUGUGAGCUGUAAUGAGAUCACUGCUCUGCCCCGUCACAUCGGCCGACUCAAGGCCCUCCGAGAACUCAACGUCCGCAGGAACCUGCUCUGUGUCCUACCUGAAGGUGAGUUUAGACCCAUGAAACCACAUUACAUGCCAUAUGUCUUUCCUGUGAGUUUUGAUACCUAAGGAAAUGUUUUCCAGAUGGGUCAAGAAGAGACUCGGGGACCCAGGUGUUUUGUCGCAGCUGGGUCAUGUCUGGGUUGUGUUUGGAAACAAUGGUUUGUUUAUUUAGCUGAUUUUGGUGGAUGACAGAAUGUUUAGGGAACCAGUUACCUAAAGAGGAAUUCUAGAGGUAGUUUGAGUGGAGAACCUCCACGGGAUUUAUGGUCUUGGAAUUUGAGGUUACGGUUAGGGCAUUCUACAGGUCCCGACAGAGAUCAUUGUGGCGCUAUCUGCAUUUUUCAUGCUGCGGGCAGGAGCGGGCAGUCAGACGACUUUGGGAUUCAAAUAUUUUUGUUGUCCCGCAGAUUAUUUGGAAACUGUCAUCUUUCUGCUUUGUAUGCGUUAACCUAAGCCUACCUAUUGUAUUAAAACACAUAUUAUGGGCAUUAUUCACACACUCAGAAAUUGCUUCAGUAGCCUACCUCUCCUCUCCUAGUUGUGUAUGAGUCCAAGUGUGCCUAGUAUGUGUGGUCUCAUUAAAAUAGAGUACGCUGCCUACAUGGGCAAAGAAUCGCGUGGCAGUUAACUUACAUAUCAAAUUAACUUAAAUAUGAUUAGACUGUAGUUUACUAGAAGUGAGGGUGCUAAACCAACGUGAUUCGAGGUGCAAUCAAAAAAUGUAAUCAUUGAAAAGGAAAAGGCACAACGUGUGCAUAGGUUAGGCUUCUAUGGUGAGCAAGCAUUGUGCCUUUUCAUUUUCGAUAAGUAUUGAUUACUCAUUUAUUUGUCUCUGCCGGCAAAUUGUCAUCUUAAAAGGUAGGCUAUAUCCUAUAUGCAAAAGUAGCAAGUGUAGCUGUCAUUAUUCUUGCUGCUUCAAGUUCAGUAGCCACACGUUAGAGAUCAGGUGCACGUGUGGUCUCAAUUAAAUAAAGUAGGCUAUAGCCUAUGCAUUUGUGGAGAAGCAGGGGGCAGUUACACUACAUGACCAAAAGUAUGUGGACACCUGCUCGUCGAACAUCUCAUUCCAAAAUCAUGGGCAUUAAUAUGUAGUUGUUCCCCCCCCCCCUUUGUUGCUAUAACUGCCUCCACUCUUCUCGGAAGGCUUUCCACUAGAUGUUGGAACAUUGCUGCGGGGACUUGCUUCCAUUCAGCCACAAGCAUUCAGGCACUGAAUUCAGGCACUGAUGUUGGGCGAUUAGGCCUGGCUCGCAGUCGAUGGGGUUGAGGUCAGGGCUCUGUGCAGGCCAGUCAAGUUCCUCCACACCGAUCUCGACAAAACAUUUCUGUAUGGACCUCGCUUUGUGCACGGGGGCAUUGUCAUGCUGAAACAGGAAAGGUCCUUCCCCAAACUAUUGCCACAAAGUUGGAAGCACAGAAUCACCUAGAAUGUCAUUGUAUGCUGUAGCGUUAAGAUAUCCCUUCACUGGAACUAAGGGGCCUAGCCCAAACCAUGAAAAACAGCCCCAGACCAUUAUUCCUCCUCCACCAAACUUUACAGUUGGCACUAUGCAUUGGGGCAGGUAGCGUUCUCCUGGCAUCCGCCAAACCCGCAUUCGUCCAUCGGACUGCCAGAUGGUGAAGCGUGAUUCAUCACUCCAGAGAACGCGUUUCCACUGCUCCAGAGUCCAAUGGCGGCGAACUUCACACCACUCCAGCCGACUCUUGGCAUUGCGCAUGGUGAUCUUAGGCUUUUGUGCAGCUGCUCGGCCUUGGAAACCCAUUUCAUGAAGCUCCCGACGAACAGUUCUUGUGCUGACGUUGCUUCCAGAGUCUUUUUGGAACUCGGUAGUGAGUGUUGCAACUGAGGACAGACGAUUUUUACGUCUGUCAUAGAUGUUUCCACUUCACAAUGACAGCACUUACAGUUGACCGGGGCAGCUCUAGCAGAGCAGAAAUUUGACGAACUGAAAAUAAAAAUAUGCAGUUAAUUCGGAAAGUAUUCAUACCCCUUCCCGUUUUCCACAUUUUGUUAUGUUACAGACGUAUUCUAAAAUGGAUUAAAUAAAAAAAAUCCUCAUCAAUCUACACACAAUAACCCAUAAUGACAAAGCAAAAACCGGUUUCUAUAAAUUUUUGAAAAUGUAUAAAAAAUUUAAAACGGAUACCUUAUUUACAUAAGUAUUCAGACCCUUUACUAUGAGACUCGAAAUUGAGCUUAAGUGCAUCCUGUUUCCAUUGAUCAUCCUUGAGAUGCUUCUACAGCUUGAUUGGAGUCCACCUGUGGUAAAUUCAAUUGAUUGGACAUGAUUUGGAAAGGCACACAACUGUCUAUAUAAGGUCCCACAGUUGACAGUGCAUGUCAGAGCAAAAACCAAGCCAUGAGGUCGAAGGAAUUGUCCGUAGAGCUCCGAGAUAGGAUUGUGUCGAGGGACAGAUCUGGGGAAGAGUACCAAAAAAUGUCUGCAGCAUUGAAGGUCCCCAAGAACACAGUAGCUUCCAUCAUUCUUAAAUGGAAGAAGUUUGGAACCACCAAGACUCUUCAUAGAGCUGGCCACCCAGCCAAACUGAGCAAUUGGAGGAGAAGGGCCUUGGUCAGGGAGGAGAACAAGAACCCGAUGGUCACUCUGAAAGAGCUCCAGAGUUCCUCUGUGGAGUUGGGAGAACCUUCCAGAAGAACAACCAUCUCUGCAGCGCUCCACCAAUCAGGCCUUUAUGGUAGAGUGGCCAGACGGAACUCCUCUGUAGCUCAGCUGGUAGAGCACGGCGCUUGUAACGCCAUGCGCUUCGAUCCCCGGGACCACCCAUACACAAAAAAUUUAUGCACGCAUGACUGUAAGUCGCUUUGGAUAAAAGCGUCUGCUAAAUGGCAUAUUAUUAUUAUUAUUUAAAAGGCACAUGACAGCCCGCUUGUAGUUUUUUUAUAAUAAAAAAAAAAUGGAUCAGCUUAAUAUUGCAGAUAUAUUGUAUCUUCUAUCAAUGUAAUUGUCUGCAUCACUUCCAAUCCCCCAUGUUUUUUUUUAUAUAUAUAUACUCCCCUUUAUUACUUUUCAACCCCACCAUCCUUUCCCUACUUGGAGUAAAUUAGUGAACAACAAUGCCCAGGCCUCUACUUCCGGUCUAUACUUACUAUCUACACCUUAUGGACAGAGUUAAUUUUACAAUAAUUAUAUUAUAUAUAUAUAUAUAUAUAUGAACUUCUUCUACUCUCAACCUCUCCGAUCAUUUUCAUGAUGUCCAUCCGGUUUGCUUCUAUAUGCCAUAUCUUUCUAACUGUGCUCUUUCCCAAAAGCUCCCAACAUACAACCUAUAUACUUAUUAUGGACACAGUAUGCUUACAUUAUUAGCUAUCUUUGUUAUUAUUUGUUGUUAUGUGUUAUUAGUCCCAUCCUUCAACUCUAUUCAAUUCCUCCCAUCUAUCUCUUAACACCAUCCAUAUAGGAUUUCUAUUUGCCAUAUAUAUUUCAACCGUACUGUGAUGUUUUACAAAAGUUCUGAACCUUUCUAUUCUCAUUGCUUCUACAGAUUGUGAAUUAAAAAUAAAAAAAUUUGCUAAAAGUAUUAUUAUAUUAUUGAUUGAUUGACUAUGACUUUUCAGAUCACCCAGUAAUGCUAUCUGCAAGGUUAGCUCCAGGUAAAUAUUGCAAUCCUUUAGCCAUUCCUGGACCUGUGUCCAAAAACAAGCUACAAAUGGACAGAACCAAAACAAAUGAUCUAAUGAUUCUGUCUCUUCACAGCAAAAUCUGCAGAGCUGGGAAGAUUGUAUCCCCCAUUUAAAUAACAUUCUAUUGGUAGCAAGAAUUUUAUAUAAUAAUUUAAAUUGAAAGAUUCUAAUUUUUGAAUCCGGUGUCGUUUUGCGUGUCAGUUCAUAAACACUAUGCCAUGGGAUCGGUACGUCAAAGAUCUCUUCCCAACUAUUUUGCAAUCUAUAUGGGACGGCUGUCAAUCCUUUGGUCCUUAAGUGAAACUGAUAUACUUUUUUAUUUAUCAAACACAGCCCGCUUGUAGUUUGCCAAAAGGCACCUAAAGGACUCUGAGGCCUGAAUGCCAAGCGUCACGUCUGGAGGAAACCUGGCACCAUCCCUAUGGUGAAGCAUGGUGGUGGCAGCAUCAUGCUGUGGGGAAGUUUUUCAGCGGCAGGGACUCGAAAACUAGUCAGGAUCGAGGGAAAGAUGAACGGAGCAAAGUACAGAGAGAGAGAUCCUUGAUGAGAACCUGCUCCAGAGCGCUCAGGACCUCAGACUGGGGUGAAGGUUCACCUUCCAACAGGACAAUGACCCUAAGCACACAGCCAAGACAACACAGGAGUGGCUUCGGGACAAGUCUCUGAAUGUCCUUGAGUGGCCCAGCCAGAGCCCGGACUUGAACCCGAUCUAACAUCUCUGGAGAGACCUGAAAAUAGCUGUGCAGCGAUGCUCCCCAUCCAACCUGACAGAGCUUGAGAGGAUCUGCAGAGAAGAAUAGGAAACUCCCCAAAUACAGGUGUGCCAAGCUUGUAGCGUCAUACCCAAGAAGACUCAAGGCAGUAAUCGCUGAGUAAAGUACUGAGUAAAGGGUCUGAAUACUUAUGUAAAUGUUAUAUUUCAGUUAUUAUAUUAUUUAUUUUGCUACAAUUUCUAUAAACCUGUUUUUGCUUUGUCAUUAUUAUGCAUGUGUGUACAUUUGUUGAUAUUCUUUGCUAGUUAGGGAGUUAUUAGCCCAGUUAUAGAUAAGUAUAGGUCAGCAAUGAGGAGUUAGUGCUUCCUACAAGAGCACAAAACGUGUAGGCUACAUUUCAAGUUGUCUUUGAAAAGCCAGUCAAGUAAAAAGCUUAUGUCUUAAUUAAAGGGGCAGUGUUGAAUUUUGAGACAGGCUUGAAUAUGCAAAUAAGCCAAUAGGCAGAGGGAGAUCCUUAACAUUCAAUUCUCUGGCAACAGCUCUGGUGGACAUUCCUGCAGUCAGCAUUCGAAUUGAACGCUCCCUCAAAACUUGAAACAUCUGUGGAAUUGUGUUGUGUGACAAAAUUGCACAUUUUAGAGUUACCUUUUAUUGUCCCCCAGCACAAGGUGCGCCUGUGUAAUGAUCAUGCUGUUUAUCAGCUUCUUGAUAUGCCACACCUGUCAGGUGGAUGGAUUAUCUUGGCAAAGGAGAAAUGCUCACUGACAGGGAUGUAAACAAAUUUUUGCACAAUUCUUUAGCAAUAAGGUUUUUGUGCAUAUGGAACAUUUCUGGGAUCUUUUAUUUCAGCUCAUGAAACAUGGGACCAACACUUUACAUGUUGCGUUUAUAUUUUUGUUUGGUGUAUGUCUGUCUCAGACAGAUAUAUGAUGUCUAUGAUCCAGUCUCCUGGGAUGUCUUAGGGGGUAUUGCAGCAGUGGUCUUUGUGGUUUGAGAGGUCUAGUAGAGUAAAAGACGUCUGUGACAGGACGGCUCUCUAAAUCCCAGAGACGCCGCCCGCCAUCUGUCAGAACCUCUCAUUGUCUGAAUGAUGGACGAGAGUAUUUUUCCAAACAGUCUUACUACAUAUUUUCCUCGGAUGCGUCUCUGUUGCAGAUUUACAGAAAGUGAUUUAUGAUCCCGCUGCAGAUGCUCCAUCGAUCCUCUCUGGGUUUGAUUGAUGAGCCUUAAUCUGGCCAGGCGGCUCGACUCUGUUAGUGGGGGACAGGAUAGGGGAUUGGAUAGCCCUGGGGAGGAGGGGGAUGUUGGGAAAUCGAGUUUUAGAUUAAUGGUUGUUGAAGUUUUGGGGCGUCCCUCCUCAAAUGUCUUUGUAGAGACCCCCUUACUGGACCACCAAGGCACUGAAAUGUUUUAGCUGUCUUGCCAAAGAGUUUCACUGAAGGAAUGUGUUUCUUUGUUGUUGGUUUUUGGAAAUUCCUACGGUUACUGGUUCAGUAGGUGAUAUAGAUUCUGAAAAUAUUGUCUGGAGGUUGAAAUCCUGUUGUUGAAAAUGUUGGUAAAGUCCCUGAAAGCUUCGGAAAUGGAAUUGAUUUACCUGACUAUUCAGAAUGAGAUGUCCCCCUUUUUAUACUGAAUGAUAGUUGAAAUCCCUCUUAGAAGUUAUUUUAAGGGGUGACCUUGAGGGAAGAGGAUGUGACAGACUUUCUCAUUUCAGCUAAUUAAGAAAAGUAGAGUACUGGUUGGUAAAAAAUAUAUAUAUUUGGCACUCUCCCUCAUGUGCUCCAAGCCAAGAUUAUCUCUCAGAGAUUUUAAUUAUAAAAGGUUGUCGGAGAGGUAUAGUCAUAAUUGUUUCGCUUGAAUUACGACCUUUUGAGAAAUGUGUUGCUGGCACAGAAUCUCUGAGACUCUCUAGCUCUGUCUUUGUUACUCUUUCUCUCCCAGCUAGUACAUAAUGUUCUGAGAACCAUGUGUUUCUUAGAGCUUUGUGAGAGCUUGCUUGUCCUAUGGUUAUUUUGCAUACAACCCUCCCACAAAGUUCUGGGAAAUGGUGCAGGAUACCCAGCUAGCACAUAACGUUCUGAGAACCAUAUGUUUCUUAGGUGAGUAUUUAUGUGCUUCAGUGAAGGUUUCCUACAGGUUUCCUCAUGGUUCUAUUUAAAGUAAUGUUCUCAGAACGUUCAGAGAACGUUAAGAAACAACGUUCUUCUGUGGGAAUUUCAGUACUUAAGCAUAACGUUUUCUACAGGUUUCCUCAUGAUUCUAUUUAAGUCAUGUUCUCACAAUUUCAAUGUGGCCUAUCUGUGCUUGGAGUUCAAAACAUUUAACCCAAACUAAGCUAGCAGUGUUAUAAAAAGUCUUAUUGAAACAUGUUCUCAGAACGUUAUUUAAUUACCUUCCAAUAACCUAUAAUUUCCGUUCUCAGAAUGUUAAUAAAAUCUCCCAGGAAAAUGUUCAGGGAACCAUAGUAAAAUGUUCUCAGAACCUCCCUUCAAUCUAAAUAUUUACAUUCCCAAAACAUGCAACAUUUUCACUUCCGUUCUUAGAACGUUUAAAAAACGUUCAGUUUUACCGGUCAGGAAACGUAUAGCUUUGUUCCCAGAACCAAUGCGAAACCAAAAACAUACGUUUCCACAACUUCCAAGGAAUCAAAUGUGUUAGCUGGGCUGUUACUAUCUUUCUCUCUGUCAUUGACCUCUCACUGUCUGUUUUCUCUCUCUGAUUUCAGGACUAUUUUAUCCAAUGUUUCCCAUUCAAAUGCAUAUGAUAUGACAACGCUACACCAGUAACACCGAGCCUAAUAGCUGCUAUUUAUUUUAUCAGUAUUUUCCAAUGUUGUGAUAGUCAGCCUCUCUGUCUGUGGUUUUCUCCUGUUCCCUAGCUAUGUCUCUCCUCCCACAUGGACUGGGCCAUAGUGGUUUCUGCCGAGGUUAGUGCCUAGGAUACAUUCCUCCAGUUUAUUUUAAACUUUUGGCAUGGUCCACGUUAGUGGAACUUUGGCAGUGAGGGACUCUUGAAGUAUCAGGGCUGCUCCUGCUGGGCUGUGGGGGUUUCUAGGGGGGAAAGUUCUGUCUGAUGAUCCUAGUCAUGACCUUGUCAACCCACACACUAUGGAUUCUGUGGAUGUUGCUCAGAGGUUGUUUGGGUGUUUAUACUGGGUUGUUGAUGUAGGUUGUGUAGACGUUGUUGUUCUUGUGGACAUUCCCUCUUCCUCAGGAUGACGGCCACCAGGCUGUACGCUCUCACCUGAUAGGUGGAUGGAGCUCCAUGUCGUUCCCUGGCAACGAUGACCCUCAGGAGACCACUGGAGUCAUGUCCCAGAGCUGUUGACACACACACAAUUACUCCUCUAACUCUAGGAAUUGUGUGUUCGCCCUCAGACUUGGCGGAGCUUCCCCUGGUGAAGUUUGACUUCUCCUGUAACAAGGUGUCCACCAUCCCAGUGUGCUACAGGAAAAUGUCCCAGCUCCAGUCACUACAGCUGGAGAACAACCCCCUACAGAGUCCCCCUGCACAGGUCAGUCUGGGUUAGGGAUGGGCACGGAUAAUCAAAUAUCCGAACAGAUGUUAGUAUUCCAUUACUUGCAAGUAGGCCUAUUCAUACAAAUUAAAACAAAUAUAUAGGCCUAUUUUAACAAUGAAAAGGCUUUGUCUGAGCACACAAUGUUCGCAAAAAACAGUGUACCGUAUUUUCCGCACUAUAAGGCGCACCGGAGUAUAAGCCGCAGCAGCUAAAUUGAAUGAUAUUGAAUGAUGUGGACAUAUAUAAGCCGCACUGGACUAUAAACCGCAGGUGUUUUAAUGUUUAAUUACCAUAUGUAAGGGUUCGUGCACAGAGGGGAUUGUCGGGAAAGAGACAAACUGUCUCGCUCUCGUAAUGUCUGUCUGUCUUGCUCUCGUUCUGUCUCUCGUUCUGUCUCUCGUACCACUCUCGGUUCCACUUUUACUUUUGCGCGCUACCUGUCUCACUCUUUUCCGGCCUCCAGCUUUUCCUGCUGGAGCCCGCCGCUUAAAGGUGGGGGGCGCGGACCGGUCAUAGAGCCCAUAGAGUUAAAGUUGGUGGACUGUAACCUGUAAAAUCCAUAGAUUUAGGAGGUCUUCUAGUGGCCGUUAGCUGUAAAAAUCCAUAGAUUAGCCGCACCGUUAUAUAAGCCGCAGGGUCGAAAAAUGGGAAAAAAGGCGCGGCUUAUAGUCCGAAAAUUACGGUAUUUCAACUAUCCGGAUAUCUGAAAAAAUUAUGAUAUUAUUUGAAUAGUGAAAAUAUUUCAAAUGCCCGUCCCUAGUCUGGAUCUGCAUGGGGCUACGGCUUUCUCCACAGCUUGGCAUGACAUACGUUGCAAUGGAAUAUAGCAUUCAUCAUAGGGCAUUCUAGUUGACCAUGUCACUGUGCAUAUUUUGUUUUAGCUUUCCAUAUAGUGUAACUAUUUGUGUACCCACUUUUGUAUCAUCAUCUAGUUGCUCUAAUUCACCCAUUGAUGAUCUGUUUUCUAGAUCUGCAUAAAGGGAAAAGUUCACGUAUUUAAGUACCUGAGCAUCGAGGCGUGUCGGAGUGACAAGAUGCCUGACUCUCUCUACCUGCCUGUCAUGGAGCGCCUCAGCCUAUCACAACCCACCACUGGCAGGUGAGUUGCUAUGGUAAUCCUAACGGAGGCAACUGUUAGUGCUGGGCUGGUACAAAACCCUGCAUACACUUUGGCUCUCCAGGACCAGUAUUGGCAACCACUGAUUUAUUUACCACUGAGUGUUGCCAGAUUCUUCAUUUAUACCUGUUGUUUUAGUGCUGCGGCUGAGCCUUCCUCUCAAUGUGUAUGAGAGUGAAGUGUUUUACAGGGAGGGAGGAUGUUAUGUUAUGUAAUGUGCCCUGUAAUGUCCGCCCCCACCCCAAUAACCCUCCCCACUGCAACGCGUGGGCAGGAAAAAUGUUCCUUUUGUCCUGGAGAGCUCAGAGACUCACACUCAAUUCCCACUCUCAUACAUACUCACACACACUCCUGGCAGUGGAGGAAAAGAGCAGCAGAGCUAUUUAUAAUUCAGCCAUAGAGUCACAGUAGAAGGAUCCAACACCCUGGCCCAAUGUUUCAGUAGAACUGUAUUCACAUGGAUUCUCAUAAGGUUGAUGUAUUGAAUGAUAAUAAUGAUUAAGUAGGUGUGAGGCCAGAAUUGGAUUUAGUGCGUGAAUGUGAAUGAAGAUGAGCACAGAAUGCCAUAUGCUUCAGUGAUCAGUGAACAUGCUCCCUUGGGAUGCAAAUUUAGGUGGCCUAGAAACGACAAGGUGUGUGUGUGUGUGUGUGUGUGUGUGUGUGUGUGUGUGUGUGUGUGAGAGAGCGCGCGUGUGUGUGAGAAGUGUAUCUUGGAGCACAUCACGGUUCAGUUGUCUGGAGACUCUGUUCAGUGGAUAACUUCGCUUAAAGCUAGACAGAGCGAGAGAAAGAGAGAGCGUGACAGAGCCCUGCAUCUCCUCUGUGAUCGGAGCGAUUAGACUCUGCUCUCUGUCACUUUCUCUCCUCUCUCCUCCGUGUGCGUUUUUACCUCCUGACCCUGGCCGUCCCAUAAUCCUCCUCUCUCACCUCUCACCCCUCUCCUCUCAGCACGGAGGACAUUGACCAGAAUAAGAAACAGGACACUGACUCAGGAGUUGGCAGCGACAACGGGGACAAGAGACUGUCUGCCACUGAGGUAGAAUGAGUGUGUGUGUGUGUGUUUGUUUAUGUGUGUUUGUUGUGUGCGCACGCACGCAUGCACUAUUUGUGUGUCCGACAUUAUGCAUUGAUAGUAUGUGUGUCCGACAUUAUGCAUUGAUUACACAGUAUGUGUGUCCGACAUUAUGCAUUGAUUACACAGUAUGUGUGUCCGACAUUAUGCAUUGAUUACACAGUAUGUGUGUCCGACAUUAUGCAUUGAUUACACAGUAUGUGUGUCCGACAUUAUGCAUUGAUUACACAGUAUGUGUGUCCGACAUUAUAAUAAUAAUAAUAAUAAUAUGCCAUUUAGCAGAUGCUUUUAUCCAAAGCGACUUACAGUCAUGUGUGCAUACAUUUUUACGUAUGGGUGGUCCCGGGGAUCGAACCCACUACCCUGGCGUUACAAGCGCCAUGCUCUACCAAUUGAGCUACAGAGGACCACAUUAUGCAUUGAUUACACAGUAUCUGUGUCCGACAUUAUGCAUUGCCAUUGAACGUUCCCUUCAUUUUCUGCACCAUGACUUCAGAAUGUUUAGAAAUGUAUAUGUAAAGUUAUGCAAGAAAGAGCACAUCUACCUGGUGACGUUGAACAGUCAGCAUCUCUUCAGAGCUGUUCCAGGCUGUAUUGUGCCGGCUGAGCACACAGCCACCGCCUGAGGGUAGCAGGCUAUAUUUCUGUUUUCUUUUUUGGGUGGGUUUGUUUGUUCUUUCUUACUUUUAUACCGGUAUACACUCAUCCAUGACCUCAGUGUAUUUUGUGAUGAUCAGAUAAAAGUAGUGAAGAAGAUAUUGUCAGGUAUAAUACAACAGUUCUCUGGAUGCAUUUGACAGAAAAUAUCUGGUUGUUUUUUGGUAGCUGAAACAUUUGGCUGAUUCUGACUGAAAUACUGUUGAGUUGUAGCAGCUGAAAUGCUUAGAUUUUUGUUGGUAACAGAAAUGUUUGCUAGUGUUUUUGGUAACUGAACUGUGUGGUUGUUUCAGCCCUCAGACGAGGACAGCUUGAGUCUCAAUGUCCCCAUGUCCCACAUCACAGAGGAGGAGGGGCUAAGCAAAGACGACUCCAGCGAACACAUCAGUGCUCUCACAGGUAGCAUACAGACAGAAUGCCACACACCUCUGACACUCUCAGUAAGGAUAUCUCCACCCCACCCCACCCACCGACCCUGUCAAUGAGUAGCCACCCAUCCCCGAUACCAGCCCUCCUGAAUGGGAGAAGAGAAAAGCCAGCAGGGCUGUGUGUGACAUCCUCAGGUUAGGGUAACACAGCCCAGAUAGACACUGCAGAGAGGCCUCUGGUUAAUGUUACUCCCCUAUCUGCCACCAGAGGAAACAGAAUAGAAACGUUGUCACUUUCUGUUGCUCUAAAGAGAGGACGUGGGAUAAAAGAGAUGUUUCCGGAGCCUUCAUGGUGUCUUUAUGUGGCUCAGUGGGAGUUUUUCCUGAUUGUUGUUUUUGAGAAGGACGGAGGGAGCUCUGGGGUAGUGUUGACCCUGGCUAAACUAUGUGUGUUUGUGUGAGUGAGAGAGGUGGGGACAGGAAGUAAAGAUAUACACCAGGAAGGCUAUGUCGGCACACACAGGGAGUAGUCUGGGAGGGGGUCACUGAUAGGCUGGCGGUCCUCAGACUGGGUGGGAAUGGUGUUGAAAGUGAAGGUGGUGUGAGAGUGUGUAACAGUACUAAUGUAGUGUAUGUGUUAAAUGGCAGGCAGGCUUGAUCAGACGAGAUGGGGGCCGUCACCUUUUAUUCACUAAGCCCUCUAAUUGAUUGGAAGAAUGCGGCCUGGUACAACAUGGUGGACUCAUCCAUACUGUGGAAUAGUGUAGCAGAGAGGAGAAUAGAGCUGCCUCAGAGUAUCUGGGCUGCUAUAUUAGCAGAGCUCUGAUGGAUUCUCUGUAGACCACACACACAGACAGACAGACAGACAGACAGACAGACAGACUGAGAUUGCUUCACUGCCAAAUACAUAUGGAGGGGAGUGUAAUGUUUCACUAUCCACCCAAAUCUCAUAAACGAGCAAUCAAACACAAUAUUUUUCUAUGUAUAUAAGGGACAGUGUCUCCAUACAGUACAGCCUUUGAACUGUGACACUCUUUACAUUGAUCUCUGACCUCUAUCUCUGCCCCAUGUAGCGGACCCCCACAGGGACGGGGUGCAACUGAUAGAGGAGAGCCCCACUGAGGCCCUGAAGGAACAGUUUGGCUACAGAGACUCUUCUGCUCUCAGCAACUGCUUUGUCAGUUACAUCAAGGCAAGGCCAUUCUCUCUCUCUCUCACUCACUCACUCACUCACUCACUCACUCACUCACUCACUCACUCACUCACUCACUGAAAGACUUGGUUUAAAGUUACUUAGGUGAGCAACUUGCUGAAUUCACACAUUUUGACAUUUGGGGUGAACUACCCCUUUAAUAGGUGAUUUUGGGUCAACUUUUUCUACCUGGGUCUCAGCCUCAUCCAUUAUGAGCUAGAUGUCUAGACUGACUCUGGAGCUGUUAAUAAGGAUCAUAAUGUGCAUAUAUGCACCCCGUUAUACACAACAGUAUGACUUCCUUUAAGGUUGUCUGUAUUGUCAAAGAUUCAUGGGGAAAUGGCCUUGCUGUAAAUAAUGAAAGGAUUGGUGUUUUUAACAAAAGGAAAAGUGUAGCUGAUGUGUUCAGACUUCCAGUCUCAUGUAUAUUGCAUUCGUUCUCUAUGACCCAAUACUGUUUAUCCAAUCACACUAUUAUCCAUCAACUCUUGAUAAAGACUUUUGGAUGACCAGUAGGCUUGAUUAAUGGCCCUUAAUGAUACUGUAACGUUAAAGCAUAUGGAUGGAAUAUGAAUCUUAAGUAAUCAUUUGGAUUGCAAUUUAGAUCAUGAUAUAUUGGCAUCUCAAUAGGACAGUAUGGGUGAUAUCUCAAUAGGACAGUAUGGAUGAUAUCUCAGUCAUCUCAAUAGGACAGUAUGGAUGAUAUCUCAGUCAUCUCAAUAGGACAGUAUGGAUGAUAUCUCAGUCAUCUCAAUAGGACAGUAAAUCAAAUAAAAAGAAUUGUCACAUACAUGUGUUUAGCAGAUGUUAUUGCGGGUGUAGCGAAAUGCUUGUGCUUCUAGCUCCGACAGUGCAGUAAUAUCUAACAAGUAAUAUCUAACAAUUUCACAACAUAUACACAUAAAUCUAAGUAAGAAUAUAUACAUAUAUGGACGAGCAAUGACAGAGCGGCAUGGACUAAGAUACAGUAGAAUAUUAUAGAAUACAGUAUAUGCAUAGGAGAUGAGUAAUGCAAGAUAUGUAAACAUUAUUAAAGUGACUAAUGUUCCAUUUCUUAAAGUGGCCAGUGAUUUCAAUAGGCAGUAGCAGCCUCUAAUGUGCUAGUGAUGGCUAUUUAACAGUCUGAAAUAGAAGCUGUUUUUCAUUCUCUCGGUCCCAGCUUUGAUGCACCUGUACUGACCUCGCCUUCUGGAUGAUAGCGGGGUGAACAGGCAGUGGCUCGGGUGGUUGAUGUCCUUUGAUCUUUUUGGCCUUCCUGUGACAUCGGUGCUGUAGGUGUCCUGGAGGGCGGGUAGUUUGCCCUCUGUAAUGCGUUCGGCAGACCACAACACCCACUGGAGAGCCCUGCGGUUGCGGGCGGUGCAGUUGCCGUACCAGGCGAUGAUACAGCCCGACAGGAUGCUCUCAAUUGUGCAUCUGUAAAAUGUUGAGGGUUUUAGGUGCCAAGCCAAAUUUCUUCAGCCUCCUGAUGUUGAAGAGGCUCUGUUGCGCCUUCUUCACCACACUGUCUGCGUGGGUGGACCAUUUUAGUUUGUCAGUGAUGUGUACGCCAAGGAACUUGAAGCUUUCCACCUUCUCCACUGCGGUCCCGUCGAUGUGGAUAGGGGGGUGCACCCUCUGCUGUUUCCUGAAGUCCACGAUAAUCUCCUUUGUUUUGUUGACGUUGAGUGAGAGGUUAUUUUCCUGGCACCACACUCCCAGAGCCCUCACCUCCUCCCUGUAGGCUGUCUCGUCAUUGUUGGUAAUCAAGCCUACUACUGUUGUGUCGUCUGCAAACUUGAUGAUUGAGUUGGAGGCGUGCUUGGCCACGCAGUCAUAGGUGAACAGGGAGUACAGUAUGGAUGAUAUCUCAGUCAUCUCAAUAGGCCAGUAUGGAUGAUAUCUUCAGAUUAGGGGCAGGAAUUACUCUUGAUAACUAUUCCCCCCCCCCCCCUCCCCUGCUGUCCCAUGGGCGUGUGACAGUGUGAUGUAAACAUUGUACAUAGCCAUAAUGACAUUUUAAAUGUGUCUGUUCCUCUGAAACGUGUGAGUGUAAUGUUAACUGUUUAUUUUUGGUUUAUUUCACUCUUGUUUAUGAUCUAGUUCACUUGCUUUGGCAAUGUAAACAUAUUUCCCAUGCCAAUAAAGCCCAUUGAAUUGAAUUGACAGGGUGGUCUCAUCUUCAACCCCAUGUGGAUUGUGUCAGCAGAUCUUUGAGGGAGGGAGGGAGGGAGGGAGAGGGAAGGGGUGGCACACUGGCCUUCUCUCUCACUCACUAGGAAAAAGUCUAGUGAUGGCAAUGUUGAACCGCAACCAAUCGCUGGCUGAUUCUCUGGAUCAUGUGACCUGACUGCAGCUGGUGCUGAUGUCGUGUGUGUGUAACUCGGGGUGCGUGUGCGUGUGUGUGUUCUUGCUCGUGCAGGGACGAACGGCAGACUACGACGAGCCCCUCAGGAUAGAAGAAGACACACACUGGGCCUCAGAACAGACGUGAGUAUCCCUCCAUCCAUCCGUCUUUCAUCUCUUCAUCCAUCCAGUUCUCUCCUUUUCUCCUCCCUCUCUUUUCACUGUAGUGGGUGUGUCUCGGUGUGUCUGUUUCUGUUCCCUCUUUCUUUCUCUCUCUCUCUCUCUCUCUCUCUCUCUCUCUCUCUCUCUCUUUCUCUCUCUUGCUCUCUCUCUUCACUCUUUCUCUAGCUCUUUUUCUUUCUUUCUCUCUCACUCUCUUUCUCUGUGCUAUAAGGUGCUGUUUUUCUCUUUAUGCUGUAUGUGUCCAUAGGCAGUAGUACUCUUUGCCCAUCUGUAUUCAAGUUGAUUGAUGUACACUGUCAGCACUUUACUGUAGGCUAGAGUAGAAACGUCUUUGGUGUUUUUUAAGAAGCUGUGCACCUCCCAAGUUGUUCUUGGCUCUUCUAUACUGUGGUUGCUGUUUUCAUAGAUGAAAGAUAGACCCACGCUGUCAAAUGUGGCCCAAAAAGAGGCUUGAAAUAUGCUCUUUAUUUAAACAGACCAUCACCAUACUAUUUUCUUGCCACAGCAAAGCUAUGUGUGUUCUGCUACAAACCACAUUAUGUAUUUUGGUUGUGCCUUUGAUAUCUAUACCAGGGCAACAUUAGGUUAGCAUUUAGAUUAUUCUUUUCAUUAAUGUUGUCGUAUUCAAAAGCAUUUUUUUAUUGGUGAAACGUGGUUCUGAAUCGUAAACAAGACUACUCACUUCCUGUUUCCUGGCCCAUAGGUCAAAGGUUACGGAAGGAACACACAUUGCCAUGAUCAACCAGCUGAAGGAGGCUGUGGAGCUACUACAAGACCCUAACAGGUAGGCACCAUUAUGAUACUGUCACAAUGCUGGUUAAUACUGUUUAUUGCUGCUUAUUAUACUAUUACAUCAAUCUCACUUCUACUAUGAUGUUGGCUUUAUUUAAUACCCAUUGUUACCAGCAUGUUCAGGAUCAUUUUCAAGGUGAAAUUGGUCAUUGAAUUUAGGGCAGUGGCGGUCAUGACAUUUUGUCAGCCGGUAAUUGUCAUGCAAAUGACUGCCGGUCUCACGGUAAUUGACCAUAAUUAACAUAAACAUGUUUAUUAUCUCCAGGCUUACAUGCAUACAAGCUGCUGACGCACGCCUUUGGAACAUGUACAUUUUAAAAAGUUGAAUAAAUCAAUUUAAUAUACAGUAGCCUACACCAUCACAAUACAACUAUUAUUUAUUUACUUGUGAUAGGCUUAUAAACCUGGCAAUGUCUUAGAAAUCAAAACAUAUGGGCUGCAUGAUGCGGCUCUAUAUUGAUGAUUUGGAAAAAGUUGCAAAAAAAGGCAUGCGCUCUGAUCCUUGCGCUUCCAGAGAGAGACAAUUGCAUUGCUGCUCAUCUUGUGUGGCAAGCAAGUUAGGGAAUACCUAGUCAAUGGAAGAUGGAAUUAAAAUGGCAGAAUUAAAAGUGAAAUUAGAAAGACCAAAAGCCAACAGGUAAACUGCUAUUUAGGAUAUAAUCUGAAUGGAGUUGUUGUUAUGUGUAGGCUAACUGUAGGAUGUUUAGAUGCGCAGUAACGUUAUGGCUAGCCUCAAUUAGUCUAGGUAGCUGCUUUCUCUCGGUUUGAUGCAGUCAAGACAGGUACUAUGUAAUCGGAUGGGAUGAUAAAUAACUAGCAAGAAAUUAGUCUAGUGGGAGUUAACAGUGGUUGCGGUCUCUACCUCCGUGCCUGCUCCGCGCCUCCCAUGUCUUACACACACAUUCACACACACACUGCACGGUCUCCGCUCCCUAUAGCCUACAGCUGCUCGCUCUGUGCCUCUCUCUCUCUCUCCCUUUAAUCCAUGGCUCCGGUUUAAUAAAGUAGCAAAACAAUUGGCUUUUCUGCUGCUUCCCUCACUCUGAUCGGACCGGGUCCAUAAGGGGACGGGUCUGGUUGUCCUUUCGGAAUGGGUUUUUUAAAUGUAUUUAUGCAUAUUGGGUCCUGGGCUUUCCUGUGUCCAUUUCAGAACAGGACCUCUAACCCCCAUCUAGGGCGACCGAGAGUCAUCCUGUUCUUUCGACCAAUCAAUUGGUUGAAAUGUUUAAACAUAUUUUUCCAUAUAUAGACAGACAAAAAUCAACUACAUAUAUAAAUAAUUAAAACACACAAAUGACUGAAGAAAAGCCCAAUGGUCACACUGUAUUAAAAAUAAAUGACAGCGAGUGCCUGUGUGACUGGCGCACGGUGUCCCUACUGCAGCAAAAAGGGAUCACAGCACAGCAAGUGUUUAUUGCUCUGUCCGUGCUGAAGCUGCAACAUCAAUCAAAUGUAUUUAUAAAGCCCUUUUUACAUCAGCAGGCGUCACAAGUGCUAUACAGAAACCCAGCCUAAAACCCCAAACAGCAAGCAAUGCAGAUGUAGACGCACGGUGGCUAAGAAAAACUCCCUAGAAAGGCAGGAACCUAGGAAGAAACCUAGAGAGGAACCAGGCUCUGAGGGGUGGCCAGUCCUCUUCUGGCUGUGCCGGGUGGAGAUUAUAAGAGUACAUGGCCAUUAAGGCCAGAUUGUUCUUCAAGAUGUUCAAAUGUUCAUAGAUGACCAGCAGGGUCAAAUAAUAAUCACAGUGGUUGUAGAGGGUGCAACAGGUCAGUACCUCAGGAGAAUUACACCAGAUAUAACAGACUGACCCUAGGCCCCCGGCACAUAGACUAUUGCAGCGUAGAUACUGGAGGCUGAGACGAUAACCCCGGACAGGACCUACCAAGCAGGCUAUAACCCCACCCACUUUGCCAAAGCACAGCCCCCACACCACUAGAGGGAUAUCAACAGACCACCAGCUUACUACCCUGAGACAAGGCUGAGUAUAGCCCGCAAAGAUCUCCUCCACCACACAAGCCCAAGGGGGCACAAAACCAGACAGGAAGAUCACGUCAGUGACUCAACCCACUCAAGUGACGCACCCCUCCUAGGUACGGCAUGGAAGAGCACUAGUAAACCAGUGACUCAGCCCCUGUAAUAGGGUCAGAGGCAGAGAAUCCCAGUGGAGAGAGGGGAGGCGGCUAGGCAGAGACAGCAAGGGCGGUUCAUCGCUCCAGUGCCUUGCCGUUCACCUGCGCACACCUGGGCCAGACUACACUCCAUCAUAGGACCUACUGAAGAGAGGAGUCUUCAGUAAAGACUCAAAGGUCGAGACAGAGUCUGCGUCUCUCACAUGGAUAGGCAGACCAUUCCAUAAAAAUGGAGCUCUAUAGGAGAAAGCCCUGCCUCCAGCUGUUUGCUUAGAAAUUCUAUGGACAAUAAGGAGGCCUGUGUCUUGUGACCGUAGCGUACGUGUAGGUAUGUACGGCAGGACCAAAUUGGAGAGAUGGGUAGGAGCAAGUCCAUGUAAUGCUUUGUAGGUUAGCAGUAAAACCUUGAAAUCAGCCUUGCCUUAACAGGAAGCCAGUGUAGCCAUUUAGUUUCUUACUUGUUUCUGACUGAAAAGUUCUGUUACCAAAAUCCCUAAUUUGUUUAUGAAAUGCAAUCCCUAUUCCCUCAACCCUUGCUCUCUUUAUGUGAAACAUUUAAGCAUUGCAUGCAUGUGACCAAUAUGGCCUGACCUGUAGCCUAUCAUACUCACAUCAAUAAAUUGGUUAUAACAAACUCCAAACACAGUAAUGUCGACAGCAAAAUGGAUGAGGAGGACGUGAAAAAUAAACUUGAAACGGGCGAAUGUUUACUGGUUGCUCAGGAGGGAAAGUCAGAUCUGUGGAAGUCAUUUGACUUAGUUGUGGAAACUACUGGAGAUCAAGAAAAAAGAGGGUAUAGGAGCAAGCGUUGCGUGAGUAUUAUGUGUGCCAAACAGUUGCUGUUUGGGACACAUACUUUUUUUCUGACCAUUUGGAAUAGUGUAAACAACACUUAAUAAAUAAGUGUACCAGAGUCUGUUCUAACGAAAAAUAAAUAAAUCUAUAAAGCCUUUAUUACAGCAGACUGAAAACAGUUGCAUUCAUUCUUGAAUUGCAGUUUAUUUAUUGUUUAGGCUAAUUAUUCAAAGCUCCUUUUAUUUAAUGCUUGAUUGCAUUUCAAAGCAUGAAUGUCUCGUAUGCUGUGUGAUUACAGUAGCCUAUAUAUUGAAAUAUAGGCCUAAGUAAGUUACGGUAUUAAGACUAAACAGGAUGUGCUUUUAGGCCUACAGCUCGAUGGUGGUUAUACAAGGCUACUAUACAAAGCCUACUAAUGAUAACGACAUUACUUAUUAUUAUAAUGAUCAUAAUAAUAAUUGUAACAAUAACAAUAAGAAGGAGAUCAAGAAAAAUGAGGGUAUAGGAGCGAGAGCUGCGUGCAUGUUAUGUGUGACAAGCUGGUGCUGUCAGAUUACAAUAUUAUUUUUCUGCCUGUUUGGAACAGUGUAAACAACACUAAAUAAAUUAAUGUAAAAAAAAUAAUGUAAAGCCUAUAUUACAGCAUAGCAAAGAUUAAAAAUGACAGAAUCUGUGAAAUUUCUUUUUCCGACAUUUUGCCUUUGCAUGAGGCUUGGCUCACUCAAACAGGCAACAUAAGCAAGAUCUGUCUUAUUUCUGUAGAUAUAUAUGGAUGAUUUAUAAAGCCAGGCACAUUUAACAGUUAGAUUGGGGUUUCCUCUCUCCUCAAUUCUCUUAGAAAAUUAGGUUAAGGCCAGGGCUGUUUCCUCAUCUCUGCUGCUGGUGCCUCCCCCGCAUUGUUCUCAAUCCCAAUAUGCUGGUUAACUUUGCAAUUAUGCACAUAGCAACAUAGGGAAAAGCGCCAAUUCUACGGCGCACCAAAUAUUCUUUUUCAGAACCGCGGACAGCGACCGAAUCCAACGCGGCAGAAAGCGCAUUUGUUAUAAAAUAAUAUUAUACUGAACAAAAAUAUAAACGCAACAAUUUCAAAGAUUUUACUGAGUUACAGUUCAUAUAAGGAAAUUAGUCAAUUGAAAUAAAUUAAUUAGGCCCUAAUCUAUGGAUUUCACAUGACUGGGCAGCGGUGCAGCCAUGGGUGGGCACUUGGCAGCCAGGCCCACCCACUGUGGAGUCAGGCCCAGGCAAUCAGAAGGAUUUUUUUCCUCACAAAAGGGCUUUAUUACAGACAGAAAUACUCCACAGACAUCUGUGGCAUUGUGUUGUGUGAAAAAACAAAUUUGCACAUUUUUAAAGUGGCCUUUUUUGUCCCCAGCACAAGGUGCACCAGUGUAAUGAUUUUACAUUUUACAUUUUAGUCAUUUAGCAGACGCUCUUAUCCAGAGCGACUUACAGUUAGUGAGUGCAUACAUUUUCAUGAUCAUGCUGUUUAAUCAGCUUCUUGAUAUGCCACACCAGUCAGGUGGAUGGAUUAUCUUGGCAAAGGAGAAAUGCUCACUAACAGGAAUGUAAACAAAUUUGUGCACAGAAUUUGAGAGAAUUUGGUUUUUGUGCAUAUUGAACAUUUCAGGGAUUUUUUUUAUUUCAGCUCAUGAAACAUGGGACCACCACUUUACAUGUUGCGUUUAUAUUUUUGUUCAGUGUAGAUUUAUUAGUGUUGCACCAUUUAUUUUUACAUAAUAUAACCAUAUCCAAUUUCAGUAUCACAUGUCUUAGUGAUGGACUGUGCCAUCCCCGUAGCCUCAGCAAUGGAUUACUCUACUGAGACAGGCGCGAAUCAGACAGGUGUCUUGUGCACCAUGAAAAAUAUUAAAAUAAAUUGUUACUACUCGACUAAAGAAAUCUCGGUCGACCAACAGCCUAUCGACCAAAUAAUCGACUAGUCGACAAAAUGGGGUAAGCCCUACUCCAUCACCAUUUGUUCUCAUCAUUCAGAUUAUUCAUAUUAAAUCAUGAAGUGUUUAGAGAGUGAUUAGAGAGACAAUAGAGCGUGGAGUACCAGGCCAUUAGCAAGUUUGGUAGGCUACCCAUCAGCUCCAUUCAUUUGUGCAGUUUUGGAUGGGACUACCGUGACCAACUGUCACAGGGAGUUUGACUGUGGGGAUGACUCGUGACUGCCUCUGGCGGUAAUAAAGUCACCGUGACAGCCCUAGACAUAAUUAUCAUAAUCAUUGUUGUCUUCUAUAUGAACUACCGUUGGAACGUUGCAUUGAAAACUUUGGAUUACCGUUAUCCCUACUGAGUCAGAGGUUACAUUUCUGACAAAAACGCGUACAUCCCCCAACCUAACAGAUGGCUCAUUAUCAUAUGCAGAUAGAGGCAGUCAAAAUCUCCCACACACAGCCCAACGCUAACUCUGUAGAAUAUAUUAUCCAUCAUGUGUCAUCUAAUCAUAUUUCAGGUCAAUGUUGUGAGGAGUUGUUGGUGAAAUGUCCCACUUGGCCAUAUCAGAAUGUUGUAAAUGUAGCUACCAUUAUGUCUUUAUUAUUUUUUCGGAGCCCAGUCAUUGGCACACACACACUGUACUGCAUGCUGCUCCCUCCUGCUCUGCAACAUGUAUAUGGUAGCAGACAUGGUACAUUUGGCUGUCUUCCUUGGUUCUGUGAACAUAUAGUUCAGUACAGGGACUGGAAUUACUCUGGGGCUGGCUCAGUGGAGGUGAAAGAGACUCAUUGGGCAUUGAGCUGUAAAUGUUGUGGGGAUCUGUGUAGUUGCUUGACGCUACUCUCGCUCUCUCUCUCUCUCUCGCUCUCUCGCUCUCGCGCUCUCGCGCUCUCUCUCUGCUCUCAGAGUGAAUAUGGAAACAGAGGACCUGUCUGGAAUUCAGCUCUACCCUGUUGAGAUGGUCAUGGUGGAGGACUCUAUCAAGUAAGACUGUGUGUGUGUGUGUGUGUGUGUGUGUGUGUGUGUGUGUGUGUGUGUGUGUGUGUGUGUGUGUGUGUGUGUGUGUGCGCGAGUUUGUGCAUCUUACACUCUCGUCUCUCUCACUACAGUGGCCAAGACAGUGACGGCGGUGACGGACAAACCACACCCAAGGUGAGACCUCUUUCCUAUGAGAAUCACAUAUGUGGUUUUACUGCAUAAUGUACACACCUACGAGCACCCUUUGAGCACCUAUAUUGUAUGAACUCUGACUAUGACCGUUGUGUGAAUAUGUGUAUCAUCUGUAUGUGCAGUGAAAGUGUGUGUGUGACGGUGUCAAACUGUAAAAUAUAUCAGUAGCAUCUGUGUUAGAGACUAAGACCCCUCUCCUGGGUUAGUGUGUGUUUAGUUUCCCUUCCUGAGCAAGCAGCCCUGCCCUUUUUCCUCCGCUGAUGUAAUUUCCUGUCUUCUAUAAUAUAGCUCUGGUAGUUGAAUAUUGUUAAGAUGACUUGUUUGUAGUAUAAUGUAUUUGAGCUGUGGUGAAUGUUUGUUUUUCGAGCUGUAUUAGAUUGUAAGCUUGUCUCCUUUGUAGAGAAUAAGGAUUUCUGGAAGUAAAGCUUGAAUUGCUGUGGUAGAUGUACACUACAUUACCAAAAGUACGUGGACACCAGCUCGUCGGAAUAUCUCAUUCCAAAGUCGGACACUGAUGUUGGGCGAUUAGGCCUGGCUCGCAGUCGGCAUUCCAAUUCAUCCCAAAGGUGUUCGAUGGGGUUGAGGUCAGGGCUCUGUGCAGGCCAGUCAAGUUCUUCCACACUGAUCUCAACAAACCAUUUCUGUAUGGACCUCGCUUUGUGCACGGGGGGCAUCGUCAUGCUGAAACAGGAAAGGGCCUUCCCCAAACUGUUGCCACAAAGUUGGAAGCACAAAAUCGUCUAGAAUGUAAUUGUAAGCUGCAGCGUUAAGAUUUCCCUUAACUGGAACUAAGGGGCCUAGCCCAAACCAUGAAAAACAGCCCCAGACCAUUAUUCCUCCUCCACCAAACUUUACAGUUGGCACUAUGCAUUGGGGCAGGUAGCGUUCUCCUGGCAUCCGUCAAACCCAAAUUUGUCCGUCUGACUACCAGAUGGUGAAACGUGAUUCAUCACUCCAGAGAACGCGUUUCCACUGCUCCAGAGUCCAAUGACGGCAAGCUUUACACCAUUCCAGCCGACGAUUGGCAUUGUGCAUGGUAAUCUUAGGCUUGUUUAUGGCCGCUCGGCCAUGGAAACCCAUUUCAUGAAGCUCCAGACGAACAGUUCUUGUGCUGACGUUGCUUCCAGAGGCAGUUUGGAACUCGGUAGUCAGUGUUGCAACCGAGGACAGACGAUUUAUACGCGCUUCAGCGCUCAGCGGUCCCGUUCUGUGAGCUUGUGUGGCCUACCACUUCGCGGCUGAGCCGUUGUUGCACCUAGAUGUUUCCACUUCACAAUAACAGCUGACCGGGGCAGCUCUAGCAGGGCAGAAAUUUGACGAACUGACUUGUUGGAAAGGUGGCCUCCUAUGACGGUGCCACAUUUAAACUCACUGAGCUCUUCAGCACGGGUCAUUCUACCGCCAAUGUUUUUCUAUGGAGAUUGCAUGGCUGUGUGCUUGAUUUUAUACACCUGUCAGCAACAGGUGUGGCUGAAAUGGCUGAAUCCACUAAUUUGAAGGGGUGUCCACAUACUUUUGUGUGUGUGUGUAUAUAUAGUGUACUAAGUAGAUGUACAAAUAAGUUCCACCGGUUGGUAUGUUCUAUCUAGUGGGACAUUCCCGAUGGAGGCUUUGAGUUCCAGAAGAAACGAGAGUUGAUUCUAGAGAGGGCCAGGCUGGAGGCCCAGCUUGCAUGCCAACAAUAUGAGAGACAUAUGUCCAACCAGGUAAACUUAGUAACAAGCCAUGGAUGGCCACGCCCCUCAGGCUUACCUGCCAAUCCCUGCCUCUGACUUCCCUCAUCUAGUGUCUGUGUGUUGUGUAUUGUGUGUGGUGGGGUGUGUGUGUGUGUGUGUGUGUGUGUGUGUGUGUGGUCACUUCAUGCUCUUAACCACUGGUCCCAAGUCAGUUUUUGUGUGAAGUGUUACAUAGUUCAGACAAGGGCUACGGUAGAGGUAGCUGAUCCUAGAAAUGUGGUUAAGGGCAUUAGAGGGCAAAUCCUAACUCAAGAUCUGUGCGUAACUUGAGUUUUCUCAAAAACCUGCCAUUGACUUCAGUGCAAGAUUGCGUGAACGUUUACUUGGAUCUCAAUUUAGGAUUCAGCCUCGUGACCAGUAGGUGUGUUUGCUGGUGUGACCUCUAUCCUGUUACCUAGUCAACUCAUUACCUUUUAGACCCCUGUGUCAGUCUGCUGUUUUGAAUGUCUGUAACUUUGAUCUUACCUUUGUUUACCCUUCUAGAGGUAGAUGAAGGGAAUUAUUUGAGGCAGGUGCUUGUGUGUAGUGUUGGUAUUUUUGUUGUGUCUGUGUGAGAUUUAGUUGUAUGUAGCAUGGCGCUAUAGUUCAUAGUGUGUGAAGUUGACCAAUAGUUUACAAACAUGAGGAUUUGACCCCACCCCAGUCUAGGUCAAUACCAUGGUAACUGUUGCCCAGAUACAAUCUCUGGCUAGUGAUUGGUCCUAUCCUUCGGAGCAAGACCGAGAUUGGCUCACACACUUUAAAGGCCUAAACAAAUGCUUUUGAACUUAAAAGUUGGUUUAAUGUCUUUAAAAAUCUUUAGCUGGAGGGUUGACAACCCUGUAGUUGAAACAAAACAGGACCAAGGAAGGAGGAACAACAGCAUAACACAUAACAAGGAGAACAAGACUUCAUUGUCUGUCGAUUCUUUAAAAAAUCUUCAACAAUGCUCUAGCUUUGUCACACACACAAAGAGCGACAGGGCCCACUAUUGGGGACAGAGCACACAGCCAUCACUGACCACAUGAAGAGAGCACUGUCACCACAUAGCAACAGCCUGUCCAAUACAAGCUACAUGGUCGUCGCAACAGUUACCUCAGCACAAUCAACUAAUUAGAGUUGAAGCAAUAUUGAUAUUACCUGGGUGAGGGUCAGAGAAAGGGACAGGGUGAGAUGUGCUCUAGUUAAGCCAGCUCAGAGGUCAUCUUUAGUGUUACAUAGUAUAGGACGCUAAGCUCCAGUCAAAAUCCUGCACACAUGUGCAUCAUACACACACAGAGGUCACAAACAUAUACACAUUCAACACCAGCUGUCUUGUCCCCAAUUGCCCAUAUAGACCUUGAUAAUGUGUAUGUAUUAUGCAAGUGUACUCUCAGGAUAAGAGGGUCCCUAACUUUUGUUUGUACUCCCAUGGACUCUCUACCAGGGAGAAGACCGAGUUCCAGGCAGCAGUCCCACGUUUACCAUCCCUGCCUUUGGGCUGAAGCCUCGCUCAGGUGAGUGCAGGCUGGGCAUGGCACAGUAUGGGGGGUGGGUAGAGGACUGGAUGGAUGGGUGGGUGAUGGGAUGGGCACAUCUCUAUACCUAUCACAGUCCAUAAUUACAUGAUACUACUGUCUACAGUCCCUGAUAGGGUCCAUCCGUAAAUCCAUCCUUUCACUCCAACAUAAAGACAUGGAUGCCCUCAAUCCCCUCUGCUCUGCUUCUCCCCCAAACCCCAUAUCCUCCCACACCCCGAUCCUACUUUUAUGGGGUUAUAAGAUUAUCCCAAAGUAAGAAAGAUGUGGGCAGUUCCUCCAAUUGUCACGAGUCAAUCGCCCCCCAACUUGUUCACCUCAGACUAGAACUUCUGAGGCAUACAAUAUCUCAUAACACCCUCUGUGCUCAAGUCCCCUAAAGCAGCAGCAGUUGGGUCAUGCUGUAGAGGCUACCAGCCCUGUCCUGACUAACAUGCAAUGCUCCCACAAUGUUUCUGUCAUGCUGUGUGAACAAUAUGGAAAAAGUGAUGUGUGUUUGCUGAGAAGAGUGGAUGUGAGUACUCUGCACCCAAACCCAACGUGUGGCUAUGGAGGAAGACGCAUACCAAGUGUCAUUCUUCUUUUAGCUAACUAACUGGAGGACUGGUUAGCUACCUCCCAUGGAACAGAGCAGAUCCACAGAUUCUGAGUUGAGAAAAAAAAUCCUUUACAAAUCCUCUGUACCUGUCUGGUACUCUUCAUGGUCAGAUGGCUUUGGGUGCAGGUUCACUGAAACAACUCUAGCAUCUGAUAUUUGCUGCUUGUAGAAAUAGAGCUAGCAUCCAUCCAUCCAGCUAGUUGCUACGUACAGUAGGCUACUACUGUAGUGUGUGAAAUUUAGCUUUAGGCUACCUGCUACCAUUAACAGCAUGUCAUUGAAUCUGUAUUGUGAAAUGGCACUAAUAUUGAUUUAUUUUCUUCUAUGUAUUUUUUAUUUUUAUGGCAUCUCUUUCACAUCUCCUUUGUUUCUUCCUUUCCUCCCCCUCUCCUUUACUCCCUUUCUAUCUUUUCACCGACUGCUGCAUGACCUCUUACACCAAUUCUCACUCCAAUCACAUCCCUUUAUCUAACCCAACCUGCCUUUGCAUGCGAUUAUCAACUGCUGCUGCCUGUUUCGUUCCCUUGUCUUUUAAAAUUCAAACCGUUUUUUUCCGGAACUUUCUCUGGUGUCUCGGGGGGUGGGUGUGGUUUCGGGUUUUGGAAUGGAUCUGUCUUCUACUUGGCCUCUCCCCCUGUACCUUGCCCCACCCUGCCCUUCGACCCUCCCCCUCUUCCUCUAGCCCCCGCCUCACUGCCCUGCUCGCCCCCGCCCUGUCUCCGCCCCCUCCUCACACAGGCCCUGUCCGUCGAUAGAGACACUCCCCCUAGACCAGUCGAUGGAGGCAUGCACAGC